GCUAGUGGAUCUGUUUGUAGGGGCCCCUCUGUUCAUGGAGCGUGGCAGUGAUGGGAAGCUGCGGGAGGUGGGCCAGGUGUCUGUGUUCCUGGGGAAGGGAGGGUUCUCCUUCCACUCCCCCGUCACACUGAGCGGGACGGAGAUCUACUCACGCUUCGGCAGUUCUAUAGCCACACUGGGAGACCUGGAUAUGGACGGCUUCAACGGUACGUAUGAGGUGUUAAUAUUUUAGUCAUUUUAGCAGACGCUCUUAUCCAGAGCGACUUACAGGAGCAAUUAGGGUUAAGUGCCUUGCUUAAGGGCACAUCGGCAGAUUUUUCACCUAGUCGGCUCGGGGAUUAGAACCAGCGACCUUUCGGUUACUGGCACAAUGCUCUUACCCACUAAGCUACCUGCCGCCGGUAUGAGGCCUUAACAGUAUGUAUGAGGCCUUAACAGUAUGAUGCCUUAACAGUAUGAGGCCUUAACAGUAUGAGGCCUUAACAGUAUGAGGCCUUAACAGUAUGAGGCCUUAACAGUAUGAGGCCUUAACAGUAUGAGGCCUUCACCGUAUAUAUGAGGCCUUAACGAUAUGUAUGAGGCUUUAACAGUAUGAGGCCUUAACGGUACGUAUCAAAUCAAUGCAAAUAGUCCGGGUAGCCAUGAUUAGCUGUUCUGGAGUCUUAUGGCUUGGGGGUAGAAGCUGUUUAGAAGCCUUUUGGACCUAGACUUGGCGCUCCGGUACCGCUUGCCGUGCGAUAGCAGAGAGAACAGUCUAUGACUAGGGUGGCUGGAGUCUUUGACCAUUUUUAGGGCCUUUCUCUGACACUGCCUGGUAUAGAGGUCCUGGAUGGCAGGGAGCUCGGCCCCAGUGAAAUACUGGGCCGUACGCACUACCCUCUGUAGUGCCUUGCUGUAGUGCCUAUGAGGCCUUAACUGUAUGAGCCCUUGGAGACAACUACAGGUUGCCUGGUUGUUCUGCAAAAUAACAUAAACUUUCCGAAAGUUCCCAGGUUUUUUAUAGAAAUCUCGGUUGGACAACUCCCGGAUUCAGGAGGAAAGAAGCGUGUCCUCCAACUGGGAAUGCUCAAACCAGGAUUUCUGGCCCCUUUAAGAUUGCUUUGGGCCUUUUGGGGUGAAAGUUACCACACACUAGUCAGGGAGAUCCUCUGGUUUGAAGACAAUGACCAUACCAUCAUUAAGGGUUGUUGAUGAUCUCCCUCUUCCUGUAAUGUUUCUCUGUUCCAGACAUUGCCAUAGCUGCACCCUACGGCGGGCCGAAGCACCAAGGCCUAGUGUACAUCCACAAUGGGAGGGCGGCAGGGCCUGACCCAGUUCCUUCCCAGGUCCUAGAGGGGAGGUGGGCCUCCUCUUACAUGCCCCCCAGCUUUGGAUACUCCCUACACGGAGCCACCGAUAUUGACCAGAAUGGAUACCCAGGUAGUUUCAUACUAGAAUGGAUACCUAGUUACUUUCAUACUAGAUCAUAUACCCAGGUAUUUUCAUACUAGAAUGGAUACCUAGUUACUUUCAUACUAGAUCAUAUACCCAGGUAUUUUCAUACUUGAAUGGAUACCCAGGUAGUUUCAUACUAGAAUGGAUACCUAGUUACUUUCAUACUAGAUCAUAUACUCAGGUAUUUUCAUACUAGAAUGGAUACCCAGGUAGUUUGAUACUAGAAUGGAUACCUAGUUACUUUCAUACUAGAUCAUAUACUCAGGUAUUUUCAUACUAGAAUGGAUACCCAGGUAGUUUGAUACUAGAAUGGAUACCUAGUUACUUUCAUAAUAGAUCAUAUACUCAGGUAUUUUCAUACUAGAAUGGAUACCCAGGUAGUUUGAUACUAGAUGGAUACCCAGACUUAGUUACGGGAGGUUGGAGUGUUGUUGAAAAACGUGAGUUCUGUUCUGCUAGUAUUUUCCUGGGUUUGUGGUUACUGAAUGCUUACAGAUUGGCCCUUACUUAGCUUGACUGUGGCUAUUACAGAGCUUGUUGCUUGGUAACCCUGCUGCCAUUGUACUGAUGUUUUUCUCUCCCCUCUCCCCCUUCUUUGCCCUCUCUCUCUCUUCUCUACCUCUCUCUCUCUCCCCUUCUCUACCUCUCUCUCCUCUCCCCCUUCUCUACCCUCUCUCUCUCUCUCUCUCUCUCCUCUCUCUCUCGCCUUCUCUCUCUCGUCUCUCUCCCUUCGCUCUCUCUUCUCUCAUCCCCUUCUCUCUCCUCCUCCUUCUCGUCUCUCCAUCUCCUCCUCGCGUCUCUCGUCUCUCUCGUCCUCCUCUACCUCCUCUCUCACCCUUCGCCCACCUCUCUCAUCUCUUCUCUCUCUCUCUCUCCCUUCUCUACCUCCUAUUCUCUCUCUCUGUUUUUCGCUGUCUCUCCACCACCGACGUAAUAGUCGGGGGUGUAUUGGGUGGCAGACAAAGGCCGUUCUUAUAACAGGUACAGUAGUGGUGCAGACCAAGCCUUCUAUACAGUUACAGUAGUGGUGCAUGACAAAGCCGGUUCUAUACAGUGACAGUAGUGGUGCAGACAACGCCGUGCUAUACAGGUGCAGUAAGUGUGGUUGCAGACAAAGCCGUUCUAUAGUGGUGCAGAUAAAGCCGUUCUAUACAGGUACAGUAGUGGUGCAGACAAAGCCGUUCUAUACAGGUGCAGUAGUGGUGCAGACAAAGCCGUUCUAUAGUGGUGCAGACAAAGCCGCUCUAUACAGGUACAGUAGUGGUGCAGACAAAGCCGUUCUAUAGUGGUGCAGACAAAGCCGUUCUAUACAGGUACAGUAGUGGUGCAGACAAAGCCGUUCUAUACAGGUGCAGUAGUGGUGCAGACAAAGCCGUUCUAUACAGGUACAGUAGUGGUGCAGACAAAGCCGUUCUAUACAGGUGCAGUAGUGGUGCAGACAAAGCCGUUCUAUACAGGUACAGUAGUGGUGCAGACAAAGCCGUUCUAUACAGGUACAGUAGUGGUGCAGACAAAGCCGUUCUAUACAGGUACAGUAGUGGUGCAGACAAAGCCGUUCUAUACAGGUACAGUAGUGGUGCAGACAAAGCCGUUCUAUACAGGUGCAGUAGUGGUGCAGACAAAGCCGUUCUAUACAGGUACAGUAGUGGUGCAGACAAAGCCAUUCUAUACAGGUGCAGACAAAGCCGUUCUAUACAGGUACAGUAGUGGUGCAGACAAAGCCGUUCUAUACAGGUGCAGACAAAGCCGUUCUAUACAGGUGCAGUAGUGGUGCAGACAAAGCCGUUCUAUACAGGUACAGUAGUGGUGCAGACAAAGCCGUUCUAUACAGGUGCAGUAGUGGUGCAGACAAAGCCGUUCUAUACAGGUGCAGUAGUGGUGCAGACAAAGCCAUUCUAUACAGGUGCAGACAAAGCCGUUCUAUACAGGUACAGUAGUGGUGCAGACAAAGCCGUUCUAUACAGGUGCAGACAAAGCCGUUCUAUACAGGUGCAGUAGUGGUGCAGACAAAGCCGUUCUAUACAGGUACAGUAGUGGUGCAGACAAAGCCGUUCUAUACAGGUACAGUAGUGGUGCAGACAAAGCCGUUCUAUACAGGUACAGUAGUGGUGCAGACAAAGCCGUUCUGUACAGGUACAGUAGUGGUGCAGACAAAGCCGUUCUAUACAGGUACAGUAGUGGUGCAGACAAAGCCGUUCUAUACAGGUACAGUAGUGGUGCAGACAAAGCCGUUCUAUACAGGUACAGUAGUGGUGCAGACAAAGCCGUUCUAUACAGGUACAGUAGUGGUGCAGACAAAGCCGUUCUAUACAGGUACAGUAGUGGUGCAGACAAAGCCGUUCUAUACAGGUGCAGUAGUGGUGCAGACAAAGCCGUUCUAUACAGGUACAGUAGUGGUGCAGACAAAGCCGUUCUAUACAGGUACAGUAGUGGUGCAGACAAAGCCGUUCUAUACAGGUACAGUAGUGGUGCAGACAAAGCCGUUCUAUACAGGUACAGUAGUGGUGCAGACAAAGCCGUUCUAUACAGGUACAGUAGUGGUGCAGACAAAGCCGUUCUAUACAGGUACAGUAGUGGUGCAGACAAAGCCGUUCUAUAGUGGUGCAGUAGUGGUGCAGACAAAGCCGUUCUAUACAGGUGCAGACAAAGCCGUUCUACACAGGUACAGUAGUGGUGUGGUUUCCUUUCUUUGAUGUUCCACAUGCCUUCGAUGUAACGUACUUUAUGAUCCAGCCCACCUAAACCAUCCAAGGUGUUUUUGAUUAAUCUAAAGUAUCCCACAUGGUUUAUAUGCAAUUAGUGGCACAUUAAGCCUUAAUAAUGGUUUCUCAUUUAAACGUGAAUGCGUUUGGUGUACAAACUCUCAUAUUAUACAGGCGGUCCCCACAACACAGACAUAUACAGUAUAGAUUUGACAUGCCUACUGGACAACUCUAUGGUGUCAACUGGUAAAUUGAUCCGAUAGCUAAGCUCUAUUGUUGUGGUCGUGACCGAUGGGCCUUGGAUAUCAACGCUAACCCACAGAUAGAUCAGUGAGUUUAGUUCAUACUGGCUGACUGGCUGUGAGAGCAGAGCUGCGCUGCUAGAAGUCUUUCAACAAUAAGGUAUUAAGACAGCAACGCCACACGUCUGAUAUUUUCCAGUUUAGGUUGCUCUUUUAUUGAAAAAGCUUUAUCAGAGCUCCUCCCUGUGUGGUGUCAGAUGUUGACCUGUCACUGGUGAGGUCUGACCUCAACACAGUGAGACCUUAGUCUUUAUUGAAGCUCUCUGAUGUUGACUUGAGGUCCCCCUGUGCUCACUGUUCUGGUCUGACCUCUGACCCCCAGGGCCCGGCCGGUCAUCAGCGUUAACGCCACCCUGGACAUCAGCCCUCAGAUCCUCAACCCAGAGGAAAGGACCUGCAAACUGCCUGACGCUGACACUCAAGUGUCCUGGUGAGUAAUCUAAUUAGGUUUUCACUAGUUAAAUAGAGAAGAUAUGGAUGUCUGUGUGCGAUGCAUGGUCCAUAUCAGGGACUGCAUUGAUGGGGGGGGGGGUGGUUUCUUCAUUGAAUACAGUCAUGUUUAACUGUCAGACAGACUUCCUCUCUAGGGUCUGGUAACGUCAUGUUAAACUGUCAGAAAGACUUCCUCUCUGGGAACGUCAUGUUUAACUGUCAGACAGACUUCCUCUCUAGGGUCUGGUCACGUCAUGUUAAACUGUCAGAAAGACUUCCUCUCUGGGAACGUCAUGUUUAACUGUCAGACAGAAUUCCUCUCUAGGGUCUGGUAACGUCAUGUUUAACUGUCAGACAGAAUUCCUCUCUAGGGUCUGGUAACGUCAUGUUUAACUGUCAGACAGACAGAGCUGAUGUAAGAACAUGCAACAUGUUUAUCUAGUUACCGUUUGGUGCUGUAUGCUUGUUCUGAGAACUGUAGAGAACUCUAUAGCCUGUGCUUUAGAGUUGAAUCUGAUUCGUUUUCAGUGUUUUGAGAACUGUAGAGAACUCUAUAGCCUGUGCUUUAGAGUUGAAUCUGAUUCGUUUUCAGUGUUUUGAGAACUGUAGAGAACUCUAUAGCCUGUGCUUUAGAGUUGAAUCUGAUUCGUUUUCAGUGUUUUGAGAACUGUAGAGAACACAAUAGCCUGUGCUUUAGAGUUGAAUCUGAUUCGUUUUCAGUGUUUUUUGGUCACAUUUUGUUUUGUCUCCCCUCAGUUUCAAAGUGAAGUACUGUCUUAAGGCGAGUGGGAGAGGCGCACCAGCCUCACUGAGUAAGUAUCUGAAGGAUAUCUACUACCACCCUACACUACGUUGCAUCCCUACGGGGCGUCGCUUCUCAACAAACACUACUCUGAGAUGAAGUGUUACAGCGUUUGCCCCCUAUCCUGUCGACAAGCUGUGCUCUCAGAGAACUCCUGUUAGAUCAAAAAACACAGCUAUCUGACUGGCCAUCUACUUCUUAUGUCCCAAACGGCACCCUAUUCCCUACGUAGUGCACUACUUUUGACCAGAGCCCUAUGAACCCUGGUCAAAAGUAGUGCACUAUAAAGGGAAUAGGGUGCCACGUAGGAUGCAUAAAGUAGCUACAGCACCACAGCUCACUUCUGAGUCUCUGUAUAGACAUCCUGUCUGGCUGUACCCAGCCUGUUACCCAGCCAGUUACCCAGCCUGUUACCCAGCCUGUUAGAUUAUAGCUUCAGGCUAGCAGAGCAGCCUGUUAGAGUAUAGCUUCGGGCUAGCAGAGCAGCCUGUUAGAGUAUAGCUUCAGGCUAGCAGUGCAGCCUGUUAGAGUAUAGCUUCAGGCUAGCAGUGCAGCCUGUUAGAGUAUAGCUUCAGGCUAGCAGAGCAGCCUGUUAGAGUAUAGCUUCAGGCUAGCAGAGCAGCCUGUUAGAGUAUAGCUUCAGGCUAGCAGAGCAGCCUGUUAGAGUAUAGCUUCAGGCUAGCAGAGCAGCCUGUUAGAGUAUGCUUCAGGCUAGCAGAGCAGCCUGUUAGAGUAUAGCUUCAGCUAGCAGAGCAGCCUGUUAGAGUAUAGCUUCAGGCUAGCAGAGCAGCCUGUUAGAUUAUAGCUUCAGGCUAGCAGAGCAGCCUGUUAGAGUAUAGCUUCAGGCUAGCAGAGCAGCCUGUUAGAGUAUAGCUUCAGGCUAGCAGAGCAGCCUGUUAGAUUAUAGCUUCAGGCUAGCGAGCAGCCUGUUAGAGUAUAGCUUCAGGCUAGCAGAGCAGCCUGUUAGAUUAUAGCUUCAGGCUAGCAGAGCAGCCUGUUAGAUUAUAGCUUCAGGCUAGCAGAGCAGCCUGUUAGAGCAGUGGUCACCAAACUACGGCCCGCGGGCCGAAUACGGCCCGUCAGCACAUUUGGCCCGGCCCUCUGAACAAUACCAGAGACGCUAUCGGAUUUUUUUCCUAUUUGGCCUCCAGAAAAAAAAUCCUAGGCCCGGCCCUGUCAAAGAGAGAACGGAAUAAUGGCGAAAAGGUUAGGUAAGAGAAAAAUUGACAAGUACGAUAGCUUGCAAGGCCAAAUACGAGCAGACAAACUCUCAAAGCUAAAAAGUGGACUACUAUCUCAGCAGAAUACAUUUGUACGCCAAGCUCAGCUGAACCAGGCAUCCGUUCGGGCCAGCUUUCGGGUUGCUAAACUGAUAGCAAGCAGCGGUAAGCCUUUCACUGACGGAGAGUUUGUUAAGAAAUGUAUGGAUGCUGUCGCGGAGGAGGUGUGUCCCGAGAAGAAAGAUGCAUUUAAUGCCGUAAGUCUGUCGGCGAGUACAAUCACCAGACGCGUUGAAGAAAUCGGGAGUAAUGUAUAUGCCCAGCUGCAGCAGAAGACGAAAGAAUUUGACCUUUUUUCAUUAGCACUGGAUGAGAGCACGGACGUGCAAGACACAGCGCAACUGCUCAUUUUUAUUCGUGGAGUUAGCGCAAACUUUGAGAUAUGCGAGGAGCUGGCAGCCCUCCAAAGUCUCAAAGGGACUACAACGGGAGAGGAUAUUUUUGACAAAGUGUGCCAAACCAUGGAGAAGUUGGACCUGGACUGGUCAAAGCUAGCUAGCAUCACGACUGACGGGGCUCCUAGCAUGGUGGGCGAAACUCGCGGUCUAAUAGGACGCAUGAACCGGGAGUUGGAAAAAAGGGGUCUCACCGCCCCGCUACGAGUCCACUGCCUAAUUCACCAGCAAGCACUGUGCUGCAAAGUGUUGACGUGGGAUUCUGUAAUGAAGGUUGUGGUGUCGUGCAUAAACUUCAUCAGAGCAAAGGGACUUAAACACAGGCAGUUCCAAGAAUUCCUGUCUGAACUGGAGUCUACGCACGGAGAUGUGCUGUACUACACAGAGGUCCGAUGGCUGAGCCGGGGCAGAGUUUUUGAGGCGUUUUUACGAGCUGCUACCCGAAAUUAACGCAUUUCUUCAUUUAAAAGACAAAACGGUCCCAGAGCUGAUCGACCCAGAAUGGAAAUGGCACCUCGCAUUUUUAACAGACGUGACAGAAAUACUUAACAGCCUUAACUUGCAGCUACAAGGCGAGGGGAAACUCAUUUGCGACAUGUAUUCACACAUAAAAGCAUUUGAGGUGAAAUUAGCGCUGCUUUUGGAACAAGUGAAAAAGCGCAACUUCGUCCAUCUUCCUGCUACCCAAAACCUGUCGACAGAGAACCCAGCGGUCCCGUUCCCAGCUGAAAAGUGCGUGGAAGCACUGGAAAUGCUGAAGGCGGAGUUCGGUGUGCGAUUCAGUGAACUACAUGUUCAUGCAAAAGAAAUCCGUCUUUUUCAGAACCCCUUUGUUGCCGACAUUGAUGAAGCCCAGCCUUCAUAUCAGUUUGAGUUGGCUGAGUUACAGAACUGUGAUGUUCUGAAAGACGCAUUCAAGCCCAACAGUCUCAUUGACUUCUAUGCCGCCCUCCCAAACGACACAUAUCCAAACAUCAAAAAACACGCAAUGAAAAUGUCCACAGUUUUUGGCAGCACGUAUAUCUGCGAGAAAACCUUUUCUCGCAUGAAACUGCUGAAAACUCCGAUGAGAUCAAGAUUGACAGAUGAACAUUUGCAUCAGUGCUUGAGACUGGCUGUAACUAGAAUGGAACCUGAUAUUCAACUUCUCACCAGCCAGAUGCAGGCCCACAGUUCACACUGAUGAACAUACAUAGGUAAGCUCACUUUUCUGACUUGAAUGAGUCAUUCUGAGCAUAAACAAAUAUAAUCAUAAUAAAAUCUACUGGGAUAAAAUCCAUCUUUACAACCAUACUGGUAGUGAAAUGUAUUGUGCUGUGUAGGUGCUGUAUCACUUAGUUCAGUUUCUCAACCUGCUUCCUUUGUGGUUUUCACAGGGAAGUUGAUGAGAGAGAGCUGCAAACAGCGGUGUCUACAAGCCUACUGGAACCUACAAAAGGAUUAUAAGGAAGGAACACAAGAACUUUAAGAGACUGCUCAUAUGUGUCAGAGAGAUUCUGCUCUGACAACUGAGCUGAACUUUUAUCUGUUAAGAUUGUGCAUGGCACAACAGAAAGUUAAUGUUCCAUGGCUUUUUUUUCUAUGAAGAACCCAGAGAGAGUUAUUUAGUUAUUAUUUAUUUCAUAAAUAGUGUUAUUUAUUUCCUGUUUUUUCUGUGAAGAACUCAGAGAGGGUUAUUUAGUUAUUAUUUAUUUCAUUAAUAGUGUUAUUAUUUGUUUCCUGACUUUUUUUCUGUAAAGAACCUGGAAAGGGUUAUUUGGUUAUGUGUGGCUUUCUGGAAAACAAUAAAUUUUUUAAGCUCCCCUACGAUCGUCACACUUUUUCUGUUACAAACUGACACCGGCCCCCCAUCAGAGAAGGGAAAAGUUAUGUGGCCCUCACAGGAAAAAGUUUGGGGACCCCUGUGUUAGAUUAUAGCUUCAGGCUAGCAGAGCAGCCUGUUAGAUUAGAGCUUCAGGCUAGCAGAGCAGCCUGUUAGAUUAUAGCUUCAGGCUAGCAGAGCAGCCUGUUAGAGUAUAGCUUCAGGCUAGCAGAGCAGCCUGUUAGAGUAUAGCUUCAGGCUAGCAGAGCAGCCUGUUAGAUUAUAGCUUCAGGCUAGCAGAGCAGCCUGUUAGAUUAUAGCUUCAGGCUAGCAGAGCAGCCUGUUAGAGCAUAGCUUCAGGCUAGCAGUGCAGCCUGUUAGAUUAUAGCUUCAGGCUAGCAGAGCAGCCUGUUAGAUUAUAGCUUCAGGCUAGCGGUGCAGCCUGUUAGAUUAUAGCUUCAGGCUAGCAGAGCAGCCUGUUAGAGUAGAGCUUCAGGCUAGCAGAGCAGCCUGUUAGAGUAUAGCUUCAGGCUAGCAGAGCAGCCUGUUAGAGUAUAGCUUCGGGCUAGCAGAGCAGCCUGUUAAAGCAUAGCUUCAGGCUAGCAGAGCAGCCUGUUAGAUUAUAGCUUCGGGCUAGCAGAGUGAGCUCAGCUCAGUUCCCAUUAAGACAGCCUGCUGGUUUUGAAUGGCCUCCAUCCGGCCUUACAUCAGUUACAUGCCACCAUGCUCUGCCAGCCUGUCUGUCUCUGUGUGUGUGUUAUGGCUCCCAGACCUGGGUUUUGCAACGGAAAUGAAAACAGGCAUUUAUUAUUGAACAAGUUCAGGUUGUCCCUCCCUAUUUCAGUCAGUUUUUGGUCCGUCUGGGGCCUAAUUAAUAGGACCCAGUGCUGCAUGGGAGACCGCAGACGACGCCCCCAAUUCAUUAUUUCUCUCUGGGCCUUUGAACUUCUCCGCUCAUGUCCCCUUGACUCCCCUCUAAUGGGUUUCAGGAAACUAGAAAUGUCUUAUUCUAAUAGCUACUGUUGCAUGAAGCUAGAGGGACAGAUAGCUGUGUUUUGUGGUUUAAAAGGAGAAGCUAGAGGGACAGAUAGCUGUGUUUUAUGGUCUAAAAGGAGAAGCUAGAGGGACAGAUAGCUGUGUUUUAUGGUCUAAAAGGAGAAGCUAGAGGGACGGAUAGCUGUGUUUUAUGGUUUAAAAGGAGAAGCUAGAGGGACAGAUAGCUGUGUUUUAUGGUCUAAAAGGAGAAGCUAGAGGGACGGAUAGCUGUGUUUUAUGGUCUAAAAGGAGAAGCUAGAGGGACAGAUAGCUGUGUUUUAUGGUCUAAAAGGAGAAGCUAGAGGGACAGAUAGCUGUGUUUUAUGGUCUAAAAGGAGAAGCUAGAGGGACAGAUAGCUGUGUUUUGUGGUUUAAAAGGAGAGUUCUCUGUAAGUAGCCUAUACGGCUCGCAUUUUACAUUUUUCACCGGCUUCAUUAAUAAGUGCAUCAACGACAUCGUCCCCACAGUGACCAAUGGAUUACAGGCAACAUCCGCACUGAGCUAAAGACUAGAGCUGCCACUUUCAAGGAGUGGGACACUAAGAAAUCCCGCUACGCCCUCUGACGAACCAUCAAACAGGCAAAGCAUCAAUACAGGACUAAAAUCUAAUCCUACUACACCGGCUCUGACGCUCGUCAGAUGUGGCAGGGCUUGCAAACUAUCACGGAUUACAAAGAGAAACCCAGCCGCGAGCUGCCCAGUGAUGUGAGACUACCAGACGAGAUAAAUGCCUUCUAUGCUCGCUUCGAGGCAACCAACACUGAACCAUGCAUGAGAGCACCAGCUGUUCCGGACAACUGUGUGAUCACGCUCUCCGUAGCCGAUGUGAGUAAGACCUUUAAACAGGUUAACAUUCACAAGGUUGCAGGGCCAGACGGAUUACCAGGACGCGUACUCUGAGCAUGCGCUGACCAACUGGCAAGUGUCUUCGCUGACAUUUUCAACCUCUUCCUGACCCAGUCUGUAAUACCUACAUGCUUCAAGCACACCACCAUUGUCCCUGUGCGCAAGAACACCAAGGUAACCUGUCUAAAUGGCUAUCACCCUGUAGCACUCAAAUUUGUAGCCAUGAAAGGCUUUGAAAGGCUGGUCAUGGCUCACAUCAACACCAUCAUCCCAGACACCCUGGAUCCACCCACAACCAGAAUGAACAUUUCUUUGCACUUUGCUAGUAAAAACAAAAGACAGGAACAACACACCCAGAUUCUAAUCUAAUCAAAUCGAUGUAUCUAUCCGCCACCCUUCCUUCAAAAUAACCCAGUUUCCCUGUAACAGUAAAUCCAUAGCACUUCCAGUGCAAUAGAACAUAUACAAAUUCAUAGCUCUUCAUGAAGUCUUGAAACAUGACCAUUUAAUUCACAGUAACAUUCAUUUAGUUGAUUUCACGUUUUCAUCUGUCUUUACAACUCCAACGGUGUCCAUGCUCCCAGGGUUCUAUGGGAAUGUCCCUAACCAGAGAAAACUAUAGAUAAGAUAUGUUUGAGUCCUGUGAUAGCCCACAAAUGGUCAGCCAUCCAAACAAUGUCAUAAAUGGUGAUUGAGCCAUCACGCUGGGCCUUGGCGCCUGCAAGUCUCCAGUCACCAGUAUCACCUUCUCUCAUUCUUCCACUACACUCCCAGGUGGUGAGGGUAGGCAACAACACAUCCACCACGCUUAACCUCAACACGGGGGCCCCUCAGGGGUGCGUGCUUAGUCCCGUCCUGUACUCCCUGUAUACCCAUGACUGCGAGGCCAAGCACGACUCCAACACCAUCAUUAAGUUUGCCGACGAUACAAGGGUGGUAGGCCUGAUCACCAACGACAAUGAGACAGUCUAUAGGGAGGAGGUCAGAGACCUGGCAGUGUGGUGCCAGGACCACAACCUCUUCCUCAACAUUAGUAAGACAAAGGAGCUGAUCGUGGGCUACAGGAAACGGAGGGCUGAGCACGCCCCCAUUCACAUCGACAGGGCUGUAGUGGAGCGGGUCGAGAGCUUCAAAUUCCUCGGUGUCCAGGAUCUAUCAUGGUCCAAACACACCAACACAGUCAUGAAGAGGGCACGACAACACCUCCUCCCCCUCAGUAGGCUGAAAAGAUUUGGCAUGGGCACUCAGAUCCUCAAAACGUUCUACAGCUGCAUCAUUGACAGCAUCUUGACUGGCUGCAUCACCGCUUGGUAUGGCAACUGCUUGGCGUCCAACCGCAAGGCGCUACAGAGGGUAGUGUGUACGGCCCAGUACAUCGCUGGGGCCGAGCUCCCUGGCAUCAAAGGAAGGCCCUAAAAAUUGUCAAAGACUCCAGCCACCCAAGUCAUAGACUGUUCUCUCUGCUACCACACGGCGAACCGUACCGAUGCACCAAGUCGGGAACCAACAGGACCCUGAACAGCUUCUAGCCCUGAGCCAUAAGACUGCUAAAUAGAUAGUUAAAUAGUUAAAGGGAUACUUCUCUGUACAGAGAGACAUAAAAAUGGUAUCCACAAGUUCAUCUGACUCUGGGGAAGUGGAUAAAGGGCCUCAUUGCCAAAAUCCUGAAGUAUCCCUUUAACCAAAUAGCUACCCGUAAUAGCUGCAUUGACCCUUUUUGCACAAACUUUUUUACUCAUCACAUACACUGCUGCUACUGUUUACUAUCUAUCCUGUUGCAUAGUCACUUUAUUCCUAUUUAUAAACUCAGCAAAAAAAGAAACGUCCCUUUUUCAGGACCCUGUCUUUCAAAGAUAAUUCGUAAAAAUCCAAAUAACUUCACAGAUCUUAAUUAUAAAAGGUUUAAACACUGUUUCCCAUGCUUGUUCAAUGAACCAUAAACAAUUAAUGAACAUGCACCUGUGGAACGGUCGUUAAGACACUAACAGCUUACAGAUGGUAGGCAAUUAAGGUCACAUUUAUGAAAACUUAGGACACUAAAGAGGCCUUUCUACUGACUCUGAAAAACACCAAAAGAAAGAUGCCCAGGGUCCCUGCUCAUCUGCGUGAACGUGCCUUAGGCAUGCUGCAAGGAGGCAUGAGGACUGCAGAUGUUGCCAGGGCAAUAAAUUGCAAUGUCCGUACUGUGAGAUGCCUAAGACAGCGGUACAGGGAGACAGGACGGACAGCUGAUCGCCCUCGCAGUGGCAGACCGCCUGCACAGGAUCGGUACAUCCGAACAUCACACCUGCGGGACAGGUACAGAAUGGCAACAACAACUGCCCGAGUUACACCAGGAACGCACAAUCCCUCCAUCAGUGCUCAGACUGUCCGCAAUAGACUGAGAGAGACUGGACUGAGGGCUUGUAGGCCUGUUGUAAGGCAGGUCCUCACCAGACAUCACCGGCAACAACGUCGCCUAUGGGCUCAAACCCACCGUCGCUGGACCAGACAGGACUGGCAAAAAGUGCUCUUCACCGACGAGUCGCGGUUUUGUCUCACCAGGGGUGAUGGUCGGAUUCGUGUUUAUCGUCGAAGGAAUGAGCUUUACACCGAGGCCUGUACUCUGGAGCGGGAUCGAUUUGGAGGUGGAGGGUCCGUCAUGGUCUGGGGCGGUGUGUCACAGCAUCAUCGGACUGAGGUUGUUGUCAUUGCAGGCAAUCUCAACGCUGUGCGUUACAGGGAAGACAUCCUCCUCCCUCAUGUGGUACCCUUCCUGCAGGCUCAUCCUGACAUGACCCUCCAGCAUGACAAUGCCACCAGCCAUACUGCUCGUUCUGUGCGUGAUUUCCUGCAAGACAGGAAUGUCAGUGUUCUGCCAUGGCCAACGAAGAGCACGGAUCUCAAUCCCAUUGAGCACUUCUGGGACCUGUUGGAUCGGAGGGUGAGGGCUAGGGCCAAUCCCCCCAGAAAUGUCUGGGAACUUGCAGGUGCCUUGGUGGAAGAGUGGGGUAACAUCUCACAGCAAGAACUGGCAAAUCUGGUGCAGUCCAUGAGAAGGAGAUUCACUGCAGUACUUAAUGCAGCUGGUGGCCACACCAGAUACUUACUGUUACUUUUGAUUUUGACCCCCCCCCCCCCCCCUUUGUUCAGGGACACAUUAUUCAAUUUCUGUUAGUCACAUGUCUGUGGAACUUGUUCAGUUUAUGUCACAAUUACCUUGGUACCCCUGCACAUCGACUCGGUACUGGUAACCCGUGUAUAUAGCCAAAUUAUCGUUACUCAUUGUGUAUUUAAUGUUACUUUUAUUAUUACGUGUUAUUACUUUUCAAUUAUUUCUCUAUUUUCUUUCUCUCUGCAUUGUUGGGAUGGGCCCGUAAGGAAGCAUAUCACCUGUUAGUCUACACACUGUUGAUACGAAGCAUGUGACAAAUAAAAUUAGAUUAGAUUUUGUCUUUCGGAAAUGAGUAAUUCCCCUGAAGUCAUUGCUUAUAUCACACUAGUGCCAUGAAUGUAAAACUAGCUCUCAGUGACUGUGUGUCACUAACCAGGCCUCAUGUUUGCCGUCUGUCUGUGUCCUUGUCAGCGUUCCAGGUUCACCUUGUCCUGGACAGACUCAAACACAAGGGGGCGACAAAGAGAGUUCUGUUCCUCCACAGCAAGACGUCCCAGUACACCAAGAACAUGACGGUCAGCAACGGCCAAGGACCAGCCUGCGAGGAGCAGGAAGCCUUCCUCAUAGUGAGUUACUAUUGUUAAGUAUUGCUCUAGGCCACAGGUGUCCUCUGUGUAGCUCAGUCGGUAGGGCAUGGCGCUUGGAACGCCAGGGUUGUGGGUUCGAUUCCCACGGGGGGGCAGUAUAAAAAAUGUAUGCACUCACUAACUGUAAGUCGCUCUGGAUAAGAGCGUCUGCUAAAAUUACUAAAAUGUGUCAAACUCAUUCCACAGAGGGCCGAAUGUCUGCGGGUCUUCGCUUGUCCUUGAUUGAUUAAUUAUGGUCACUAAUUAGUAAGGAAUUCCCCUCACCUGGUUGAAUAGGACUUAAUUGAAAGGAAAAACCUGCAGACACUUGGCCCUCCAUGGAAUGAGUUUGACAACCCCUGCUGUAGUCCUUCCUUAUAGAGAUGCUGAGCAAUAGACUUUAUUGUCCUGUGUGCAUGUGUUCAUGGAAUGUGUUGAGCACUCUAAUACCCUUUACACAGUACUGAGCUGAACCAAGGUCGAGCUGCACUAUGUUGGCCUGGCCCAAGGUCGAGCUGCACUAUGUUGGCCAGGCCCAAGGUCGAGCUGCACUAUGUUGGCCUGGCCCAAGGUCGAGCUGCACUAUGUUGGCCAGGCCCAAGGUCGAGCUGCACUAUGUUGGCCAGGCCCAAGGUCGAGCUGCACUAUGUUGGCCAGGCCCAAGGUCGAGCUGCACUAUGUUGGCCUGGCCCAAGGUCGAGCUGCACUAUGUUGGCCAGGCCCAAGGUCGAGCUGCACUAUGUUGGCCAGGCCCAAGGUCGAGCUGCACUAUGUUGGCCAGGCCCAAGGUCGAGCUGCACUAUGUUGGCCUGGCCCAAGGUCGAGCUGCACUAUGUUGGCCAGGCCCAAGGUCGAGCUGCACUAUGUUGGCCUGGCCCAAGGUCGAGCUGCACUAUGUUGGCCUGGCCCAAGGUCGAGCUGCACUAUGUUGGCCUGGCCCAAGGUCGAGCUGCACUAUGUUGGCCUGGCCCAAGGUCGAGCUGCACUAUGUUGGCCUGUCCCGUAGUUCCUCUAGCCAUAAUGGAGAGGACAAUGUGAAAGAACAUAGCUGUGACAGGACAGUAUGGACUGGUCGGCAUGACUCCUACAUUUACAGCUUCACUGAUUUGUUUACUGUUUACUUCACUUUUACUAAACCCUACUAGGGAUGGUCAUGAGUAAUUGAGUACUCGAACGGACAUCAAAACUCAAACUUUAACCAGAGAUUAAAAAAAAUAAAAAUAAUUCUAAGCUAUUUGGUGGAAUUCCCCACAUCAGUACACCACCAGCCUGUACCGUUGACACCAGGCAGGAUGGGGCCAUGGACUCAUGCUGCUUAUGCCAAAUCCUGACUCUGCCAUCAGCAUGACGUAACAGCAUUCAUCGGACCAGGCAAUGUUUUUCCACUGGAGCCGCUUCUUCUUGUUUUUAGCUGAUAGGAGUGGAACCUGGUGUGGUCGUCUGCUGCAAUAGCCCAUCCGUGACAAGGAUCGACAAGUUGUGCGUUCCGAGACGCCGUUCUGCACACCACUACUGCGCUGUUAUUUGCCUCUUUGUGGCUCCGCCUGUUAGCUUGCAUGAUUCCUGCCAUUUUCCUUUGACCUCUCUCGUCAACGAGCUGUUUUUGCCCCGUAGGACUGCCGCUGACUUGAUGUUUUUUUUUGUUUGUUGCACCAUUCUUUGUAAACCCUACACACUGUCACUCAGGAGGGCAGCCGUUUCUGAGAUACUGGAACCGGCACGACUGGCGCUGACGAUUAUACCACGCUCAAAGUUGCUUAGGUCACUUGUUUUUUGCCCAUUCUAACGUUCAAUCAAACAGUAACUGAACGUCUCGAUGCCUGUCUGCCUGAACGGGGUGGCGUACCUGAUAAACUGUCCGGUGAGUGUGUGUUCCAAUGACGAGCUGCAGUUUGGGAAUAGUUGCUUCCCGUCUAUCUUCUUCUUGGGCUACUUUGCGAACUGCUAGUGCCAUUAAGAAAUGGUUAGCCUCGGCUAUAACCCCCUUAAACAUAGACAGGUUCCACACUGAAAAUAUGUAAAGGAAAUAUGUAAAAACAUUAGUUUGAUGAAGACAGAGAGAUAUUUUCAUCAGAAUCAUUAAGCCUAGGCCUACUCACCAAAACAGAUGUCGUGGCCGUAAUUCAUCACCAGACAGUGUUCGAUGUGGAAUUGUUCAUCCAUGUUGAAAAUGACAAAGAACAGGCAGAAUAAACCAAAUUGAACGUCUGUAUAUAUAUAUAUAUAUAUAUAUAUAUAUAUAUAUAUAUAUAUAUAUAUAUAUAUAUAUAUAUAUAUAUAAAUGAUUUUGGUUCGUAAACCUGAAUAAAUGUUCUUUAAACUCGCCAAACUGAGACCCGUUUCAAAUUAUCACUCUGAGAAAAACUGUUCUAUAUUAUUCUGUUAAAUUACAUCAUGUUUUUUACAUCUAAAAAUAUAAAAUACGUAUGUCUUGUCUGUGAUAAGGGCUCAGGAAAUAGGACCGUAUUGUCUGCUAAAUGAACAAAACAUGUCUAUUCCAUUGCAGCUACAGGAUUCUACAAGCAAGCACCAUUACUGAAGUUACUGCCUUAUUGAAGAUUGUGUUCCAUGAUAUAAUAUAACCAGUUGAUAUUACAGAUUGUGUUCCACUAUAUAAUAUAACCAGUUGAUAUUACAGAUUGUGUUCCAUGAUAUAAUAUAACCAGUUGAUAUUACAGAUUGUGUUCCAUGAUAUAAUAUAACCAGUUGAUAUUACAGAUUGUGUUCCAUGAUAUAAUAUAACCAGUUGAUAUUACAGAUUGUGUUCCACUAUAUAAUAUAACCAGUUGAUAUUACAGAUUGUGUUCCAUGAUAUAAUAUAACCAGUUGAUAUUACAGAUUGUGUUCCAUGAUAUAAUAUAACCAGUUGAUAUUACAGAUUGUGUUCCAUUAUAUAAUAUAACCAGUUGAUAUUACAGAUUGUGUUCCAUGAUAUAACAUAACCAGUUGAUAUUACAGAUUGUGUUCCACUAUAUAAUAUAACCAGUUGAUAUUACAGAUUGUGUUCCAUGAUAUAAUAUAACCAGUUGAUAUUACAGAUUGUGUUCCAUGAUAUAAUAUAACCAGUUGAUAUUACAGAUUGUGUUCCAUGAUAUAAUAUAACCAGUUGAUAUUACAGAUUGUGUUCCAUGAUAUAAUAUAACCAGUUGAUAUUACAGAUUGUGUUCCAUGAUAUAAUAUAACCAGUUGAUAUUACAGAUUGUGUUCCAUGAUAUAACAUAACCAGUUGAUAUUACAGAUUGUGUUCCAUGAUAUAAUAUAACCAGUUGAUAUUACAGAUUGUGUUCCAUGAUAUAAUAUAACCAGUUGAUAUUACAGAUUGUGUUCCACUAUAUAAUAUAACCAGUUGAUAUUACAGAUUGUGUUCCACUAUAUAAUAUAACCAGUUGAUAUUACAGAUUGUGUUCCAUGAUAUAAUAUAACCAGUUGAUAUUACAGAUUGUGUUCCACUAUAUAAUAUAACCAGUUGAUAUUACAGAUUGUGUUCCACUAUAUAAUAUAACCAGUUGAUAUUACAGAUUGUGUUCCAUGAUAUAAUAUAACCAGUUGAUAUUACAGAUUGUGUUCCAUGAUAUAAUAUAACCAGUUGAUAUUACAGAUUGUGUUCCAUGAUAUAAUAUAACCAGUUGAUAUUACAGAUUGUGUUCCAUUAUAUAAUAUAACCAGUUGAUAUUACAGAUUGUGUUCCAUGAUAUAAUAUAACCAGUUGAUAUUACAGAUUGUGUUCCAUGAUAUAAUAUAACCAGUUGAUAUUACAGAUUGUGUUCCAUGAUAUAAUAUAACCAGUUAAUAUUACAGAUUGUGUUCCAUUAUAUAACAUAACCAGGUGAUAUUACAGAUUGUGUUCCAUGAUAUAAUAUAACCAGUUGAUAUUACAGAUUGUGUUCCAUGAUAUAAUAUAACCAGUUGAUAUUACAGAUUGUGUUCCACUAUAUAAUAUAACCAGUUGAUAUUACAGAUUGUGUUCCAUGAUAUAAUAUAACCAGUUAAUAUUACAGAUUGUGUUCCAUGAUAUAAUAUAACCAGUUGAUAUUACAGAUUGUGUUCCAUGAUAUAAUAUAACCAGUUGAUAUUACAGAUUGUGUUCCAUGAUAUAAUAUAACCAGUUGAUAUUACAGAUUGUGUUCCAUGAUAUAAUAUAACCAGUUGAUAUUACAGAUUCAAUAGAAUAAUAUUAAAUGUCUCUGUGGGGAAGCAUUAGAGUCAACAUGGGCCAGCAUCCCUGUGGAACGCUUUCGACACCUUGGGGGCGUGCAACUCAAUAUUAGGAAGUUGUUCUUAAUGUUUUGUACACUCAGUGUAGAAAGAAUAGUUGUGUGUCAAAUGAGCUCCAAAGUGCUCCUAACAUACCUAAAGCAGACAUUUGUUUCAUUCCUAGGGGGUUUGAUUUUCUCUUUGGCCCUAUUUCUAGCCUGGGAGCCAGUUUAUGAUUCAUACAACCUUAAACAGGAACCGAUCUGGCUACCAGGCUAUACAGUAUUUCCUUCCAUUUUGUGAUCAAUAUAAUAGUUAGCUAUGUGUAAUAUUUGAAAUGCCCAUCCCUAAACCCAACCCCCUCUCUGCUCUGCAGGAUGACUCUGAGUUCCGGGACAAGAUCACUCCCAUCUCUGUGUUCAUGGAGUUCAGUUUGGACUACCAGCAGGCUGCAGAUAAGACCGGCCUACUGCCUAUCGUGGAUCAGACUGCCCUCACCAACAUCUCCAAACAGGUACACAUACGUCUUUAACCAAGUCUACGUCCCAAAUGGCACCCCUAUUCCCGAUUAUAGUGCACUACGUUUACUACAGGCUCUGGUCAAAAGUAGUGCACUAUGUAGGGAAUAGGGUGCCAUUUGGGAAGGACAAUAACUGUUGUGAUCAGGUAUAGAGUAGCACAUGGUGAGUAGGAGAGGUGGGUCACAUGAUGAGUAGGAGAGGUGGGUCGCAUGGUGAAAAGGAGAGGUGGGUCACAUGGUGAGUAGGAGAGGUGGGUCACAUGGUGAGUAGGAGAGGUGGGUCACAUGAUGAGUAGGAGAGGUGGGUCACAUGGUCACAUGGUUAGUAGGAGAGUUGGAUCACAUGGUUAGUAGGAGAGUUGAGUCACAUGGUUAGUAGGAGAGGUGGGUCACAUGGUCACAUGGUUAGUAGGAGAGGUGGGUCACAUGGUGAAAAGGGGAGGUGGGUCACAUGGUGAGUAGGAGAGGUGGGUCACAUGGUUAGUAGGAGAGGUGGGUCACAUGGUUAGUAGGAGAGGUGGGUCACAUGGUAGUAGGAGAGGUGGGUCACAUGGUAGUAGGAGAGGUGGGUCACAUGGUUAGUAGGAGAGAAGGGUCACAUGGUGAGUAGGAGAGGUGGGUCACAUGGUUAGUAGGAGAGGUGGGUCACAUGGUGAGUAGGAGAGGUGGGUCACAUGGUUAGUAGGAGAGGUGGGUCACAUGGUGAGUAGGAGAGGUGGGUCACAUGGUUAGUAGGAGAGGUGGGUCACAUGGUGAGUAGGAGAGGUGGGUCACAUGGUGAGUAGGAGAGGUGGGUCACAUGGUCACAUGGUUAGUAGGAGAGGUGGGUCACAUGGUGAAAAGAGGAGGUGGGUCACAUGGUGAGUUGGAGAGGUGGGUCACAUGGUGAGAAGGAGAGGUGGGUCACAUGGUGAGUAGGAGAGGUGGGUCACAUAGUGGAUCACGUGGUUAGUAGGAGAGGUGGGUCACAUGGUCAUAUGGUGAGUAGGAGGGUGGGUGAAGUUUUUUGGGUAAACAAACUGUCUACUUGUGACAAUGUUUUUCAGGCCCAUAUCCUACUGGACUGUGGAGAUGACAACAUCUGUAAGCCAGACCUCCAGCUGUCUGUAUUGAGGUGAGUGCACCUCCUCCUCCAGUAUCUCAUGCCACAUUCAUUAAUUCCUAACAUAGUUAGCCAAGUCGAGCUGUUUUGGGCUGGUUACACAUCCACCAUAGUUGUUGAAACCAUGCUGGAAAGGACAAAGUGAUAUAAAAUAUCUCAGCCAGCACAGUAAGGUUCUGGUUGACCAUCUAGUGUGAAUCGGGCAUCAGUGAGAUGGUCCUAACUUUUCCAUUAGUUUUCUUUCUACCACCAGUGACCAGAAGGAGAUUGUCCUAACUGAGUAAGGUUACAAAAUCCCAGAAACCUUCCCAGAGUUUUCUGAAAUCCUAGUUGGAGGAUUCCCGUAAUCAGGUGAGCAUAAUCAGGGAGGCAAUCAUCCAACCAGGAUUUCUGACAAACCUAGGAACUUUGGCAUAGCAAAAUUAUGGAAACUUUCCCAGAGUCUAACUCCAUUCUGUAAAUCCGAUCUCUGACUUCCCCACUGACCAGAAGCAGAUCAUUCUGUUAAUCCGAUCUCUGACCUCCCCAGUGACCAGAAGCAGAUCAUUCUGUUAAUCCGAUCUCUGACCUCCCCAGUGACCAGAAGGAGAUCAUUCUGUUAAUCCGAUCUCUGACCUCCCCAGUGACCAGAAGGAGAUCUACAUAGGAGAUGAUAACCCCUUGACCCUGGAGGUGACAGCGGAGAACAGAGGAGAGGGGGCGUACGAGGCAGAGCUACAUGUCUUCCUUCCUCCCCAGGCUGACUUCACUGGGGUCGUACGCAACAGUGAGGUAAAAUAGAAUAGUGGCCAGUGAAGACAACUAGGCCGAUCUCUGCACCAGUGUGACAGAUGUGAUCAUACUUUGUAACUCUCUUACAUUGUGUUUUUUAAAGAAAGUACUGUCCAGCCUGCGAUCCCAGUUGAUUGGUGUUUAUUUCUGACGAUAGACACAAGGUAGAAGAUUAGAUGUGCAGGACAACAGUAUGUUGAUGGCUGUAGAUUCGUGAUUCGUCUUUUAGCAUGGAAAUACAGUGCCUUGCAAAAGUAUUCAUCCUCCUUGGCGUUUUUCCUAUAUUGAUGCAUUACAACCUGUAAUGUAAAUGGAUUUCUAUUUGGAUUUCAUGUAAUGGACAUACACAAAAUAGUCCAGAUUGGUGAAGUGAAAUGAAAAAAAUAACGUAAUUUUUUUUUCUAAAAAAUAAAGAACGGAAAAGUGGUGCGUGCAUAUGUAUUCACCCCCUUUGCUAUGAAGCCCCUAAAUAAGAUCUGGUGCAACCAAUUACCUUCAGAAGUCACAUAAUUAGUUAAAUAAAGUCCACCUGUGUGCAAUCUAAGUGCCACAUGAUUGAUCUCAUUAUAUAUACACCUGUUCUGAAAGGCCCCAGAGUCUGCAACACCACUAAGCAAGGGGCACCACCAAGGAAGCGGCACCAUGAAGACCAAGGAGCUCUCCAAACAGGUCAGGGACAAAGUUGUGGAGAAGUACAGAUCAGGGUUGGGUUAUAAAAAAACAAAACAUGUUUGGUGUUCGCCAAAAGGCAUGUGGGAGACUGAGCUUGAGCUGUUUGGCCAUCGAGGAAAACGCUAUGUCUGGCGCAAACCCAACACCCUUCAUCACCCUGAGAACACCAUCCCCACAUUGAAGCAUGGUGAUGGCAGCAUCAUGCUAUGGGGAUGUUUUUCAUCGGCAGGGACUGGGAAACUUGUCAGAAUUGAAGGAAUGAUGGAUGGUGCUAAAUACAGGGAAAUUCUUGAGGGAAACCGGUUUCAGUCUUCCAGAGAUUUGAGACUGGGAUGGAGGUUCACCUUCCAGCAGGACAAUGACCCUAAGCAUACUGCUAAAGCAACAACAACAAAAAAAAUUUGCAUCUUCAAAGUGGAAGGCAUGUUUUGUAAAUCAAAUGAUACAAUCCCCCCAAAAAUCAAUUUUACUUCCAGGUUGUAAGGCAACAAAAUAGGAAAAAUGCCAAGGGGGGUGAAUACUUUCGCAAGUCACUGUAACUGUGAAUUAGCAGGGAGCUAAUGACAAUUAGAGAAUGCUAUCUAACCUGCUCUUACAGCAAUAACAUACAAACGCACAUCCCAGGAUGCCCCCAAUAUCUACCAGGCGCCGUACACAUACUGUGUCUAUAGGAAUACAUAAACAUGAAAUAAAAAAAUUCUGCAGUGUCAGGUGGAAACAUAACCAACCCUGUAAUUUACAGUGAGUGUAUGAAACAUUAGGAACACCCUUUUGCCCUCAGAACAGCCUCAAUUCGUCGGGGCCGUUGACUCUACAAGGUGUCGAAAGCGAUCCACAGGGAGACUGGCCCACGUUGACUCCAAUGCUUCCCACAGUUGUGUCAAGUUGGCUGGAUGUCUUUUGGGUGGUGGACCAUACUUGAUACGGGAAACUGUUGAGUGCGGAAAAAACCCAGCAGCAUUGCCGUUCUUGAUCCACUCAAACCGGUGCGCCUGGCACCUACUACCAUACCCCGUUCAAAGGCACUUAAAUAUUUUGUCUUGCCCAUUCACCCUCUGAAUGGCACACAUACACUACCGGUCAAAAGGUUUAGAACACCGACUCAUUCAAGGGUUUUUUCUUUAUUUGUACUAUUUCUACAUUGUAGAAUAAUAGCGAAGACAUCAAAACUAUGAAAUAACACGUAUGGAAUCAUGUAGUAACCAAAAAAGGUGUUAAACAAAUCCAAAUAUAUUUUAUAUACCAGGCGCACCGGUUUAUUUUGUCGUGUUUCUCCCUUCCAGACUCUGUCGAGACUGUCCUGUGCCUACAAGACAGAGAACCAGACCAGGGUGGUGGUGUGUGAUCUGGGGAACCCCAUGAAAGGAGGAACUAAGGUGAGUGGAACGGAGAGAGGAGAUGGUGACAGUCCCGUUGACCUGAAUGGGGAUUUUAUUUCUAUGACGGGUGUCGACGGACACCUAGUCAGCACCAUUUCACCAGGUCAAAUACCCGGUACAUAUGAAUGUACUUUGUGAAUAAAGUUGAUUCCCGAUUUUUCUGAUCAGAGGGUGCGUUUAAACAGGCCGCCCAAUUCUGAUCUUUUAUUGGCAAAAGAUCUGAUCUGAAUGGUGAUGAUCCUGAUGUUGUGGUGUGAUGUCGUCUUCAGGUGCUGGCCGGUCUGCGCUUCAGCGUUCACCAGCUCUCCGAGCAGGACACGUCUGUCAAGUUUGACCUGCAGAUACAGAGGUAAUGAUCUGGUAACAAAGGGUUCAGAAUACCGUUAUUCUUAUAGCUUAUGGAAAUAAAAUAACUUUGCUGAGCUUUAUUUUCUAACAACUGGGUAUGUAUACAAGUCUCUGUUGCAAGAGAUGUAAUCUUAAUGAGCUUAACCUGUGUAAAUAUAAUAAUGAAACAGUGUCUCACACAUCGAAUGGUCUGUUAUGAGUUUCAUUCAUAAAGUUAGUUAGGACCUAAUUUGACUAAAGUGCUUUUAGAGAAGAGACUACCUAUGCUCUCUCCACACACAUCCUGACUCUGUGGAAACAGAGACAGUUUGAGACUAAAGGUGUAUUCCCAAAUAGCACCCAACUCCCUAUCGACCAGAGCGAAAGUAGUGCACUACAUAGGGAAUAGGGGGGCCUUUUUUGGGAUGCAUAGUAAGGCAUGGUGUCUCUGUCGUCCCUGGUUGGAUUCAAAGGGGCUUGUAAAUGACAGAGUAGCUGUAUCCUCUGUAUAUCCUGUAAAUGACAGAGUAGCUGUAUCCUCUGGAUAUCCUGUAAAUGACAGAGUAGCUGUAUCCUCUGGAUAUCCUGUAAAUGACAGAGUAGCUGUAUCCUCUGGAUAUCCUGUAAAUGACAGAGUAGCUGUAUCCUCUGGAUAUCCUGUAAAUGACAGAGUAGCUGUAUCCUCUGGAUAUCCUGUAAAUGACAGAGUAGCUGUAUCCUCUGGAUAUCCUGUAAAUGACAGAGUAGCUGUAUCCUCUGGAUAUCCUGUAAAUGACAGAGUAGCUGUAUCCUCUGGAUAUCCUGUAAAUGACAGAGUAGCUGUAUCCUCUGGAUAUCCUGUAAAUGACAGAGUAGCUGUAUCCUCUGGAUAUCCUGUAAAUGACAGAGUAGCUGUAUCCUCUGGAUAUCCUGUUAAACCUCUUAUGUUUUACAUUUUUUACAUUUUCGUCAUUUAGCAGACGCUCUUAUCCAGAGCGACUUACAUAUUGGUGCAUUCACCUUAUAGCCAGUGGGAAUGAUAGGCUCUCUAAACCACGCCGCCUUAUUCUGUUGACCAAAGUCACCGUUGAAUUGUUUAGAAUAGUUGAGAGUGUCUGGAGGAGUUGUUUUAUGAGGCUUUAUGAGGCAGUUCAAAUCAUUGGAUGAAGUUACAGUAAUGAUGCAAUGGCGCCACCCUAUGGACAUUCUGUGUUAUAGCAUCAACCUGUACCGCGGUGUACACUGCUUAUCUGAUGUUUUCACCAUCUGGUCUUUUUAUAAGAUAAUAAUGUAUUGUCUUUCAGUUCCAACCAGUUCAGCAGCACCAGCAGACUGGUCUCCAGCAUCACAAAGCUGGCUGUCCUCGCCAAGGUGGAUAUCAGAGGGUAUGUUGUUGACAUGUCUUCUCACUCAUUCUAAUACCUAUUUGCUCCAAUGAAGGUCAUUACUGAUCCAAAAGCUUAGCCGUUAAAUACUGAAAUAUCAUCUGAUUGAAGUGUGCAGAGACUGCUUCUUCACUCCUGCACCUUCUCUCACCCUAAUGGGCAGGUGUGAGGUCACCAACAUACAGUGCCUUCUGAAAGUAUUCAGACCCCUUGACUUUUUCCACAUUUUGUUACAUUACAGCCUUAUUCUAAAAUGGAUAAAAUAAAAUAAAAUAAAAAACUGAAAUACCUUAUUUACAUAAGUAUUCUGACCCUUUGCUAUGAGACUCGAAAUUGAGCUCAGGUGGAUCCUGUUUCCAUUGAUCAUCCUUGAGAUGUUUCUACAACUUGAUUGGAGUCCACCUGUGGUAAAUUCAAUUGAUUGGACAUGAUUUGGAAAGGCACACAGUCAGAGCAAAAACCAAGCCGUGAGGUCGAAGGAAUUGUCCGUAGAGCUCCGAGACAGGAUUGUGUCGAGGCACAGAUCUGGGGAAGGGUACCAACACAUUUCUGCAGCAUUGAAGGUCCCUGAGAACACAGUGGCCUCCAACAUUGUUAUUUUUAUUUUAUUUUUGUUUUAUUACAUUUUCAUUAUUUGGGGGUAGAUCAGCUUUAAUAUUGCAGAUAGAUUGUAACUUCCAUCAAUGGAAUUGUCUGCAUCACUUCCAAUCCCCCAUAUGUUUUUUUAUUUCUCGCAAAUAUAUAUAUACAGUGGGGAGAACAAGUAUUUGAUACACUGCCGAUUUUGCAGGUUUUCCUACUUACAAAGCAUGUAGAGGUCUGUAAUUGUAAUCAUAGGUACACUUCAACUGUGAGAGACGGAAUCUAAAACAAAAAUCCAGAAAAUCACAUUGUAUGAUUUUUAAGUAAUUAAUUUGCAUUUUAUUGCAUGACAUAAGUAUUUGAUCAGAAAAGCAGAACUUAAUAUUUGGUACAGAAACCUUUGUUUGCAAUUACAGAGAUCAUACGUUUCCUGUAGGUCUUUACCAGGUUUGCACACACUGCAGCAGGGAUUUUGGCCCACUCCUCCAUACAGACCUUCUCCAGAUCCUUCAGGUUUCGGGGCUGUCGCUGGGCAAUACGGACUUUCAGCUCCCUCCAAAGAUUUUCUAUUGGGUUCAGGUCUGGAGACUGGCUAGGCCACUCCAGGACCUUGAGAUGCUUCUUACGGAGCCACUCCUUAGUUGCCCUGGCUGUGUGUUUCGGGUCGUUGUCAUGCUGGAAGACUCAGCCACGACCCAUCUUCAAUGCUCUUACUGAGGGAAGGAGGUUGUUGGCCAAGAUCUCGCGAUACAUGGCCCCUUCCAUCCUCCCCUCAAUACGGUGCAGUCGUCCUGUCCCCUUUGCAGAAAAGCAUCCCCAAAUAAUGAUUUUUCCACCUCCAUGCUUCACGGUUGGGAUGGUGUUCUUGGGGUUGUACACAUCCUUCUUCUUCCUCCAAACACGGCGAGUGGAGUUUAGACCAAAAGGCUCUAUUUUUGUCUCAUCAGACCACAUGACCUUCUCCCAUUCCUCCUCUGGAUCAUCCAGAUGGUCAUUGGCAAACUUCAGACGGGCCUGGACAUGCGCUGGCUUGAGCAGGGGGACCUUGCGUGCGCUGCAGGAUUUUAAUCCAUGACGUCGUAGUGUGUUACUAAUAGUUUUCUUUGAGACUGUGGUCCCAGCUCUCUUCAGGUCAUUGACCAGGUCCUGCCGUGUAGUUCUGGGCUGAUCCCUCACCUUCCUCAUGAUCAUUGAUGCCCCACGAGGUGAGAUCUUGCAUGGAGCCCCAGACCGAGGGUGAUUGACCGUCAUCUUGAACUUCUUCCAUUUUCUAAUAAUUGCGCCAACAGUUGUUGCCUUCUCACCAAGCUGCUUGCCUAUUGUCCUGUAGCCCAUCCCAGCCUUGUGCAGGUCUACAAUUUUAACCCUGAUGUCCUUACACAGCGCUCUGGUCUUGGCCAUUGUGGAGAGGUUGGAAUCUGUUUGAUUGAGUGUGUGGACAGGUGUCUUUUAUACAGGUAACGAGUUCAAACAGGUGCAGUUAAUACAGGUAAUGAGUGGAGAACAGGAGGGCUUAUUAAAGAAAAACGAACAGGUCUGCGAGAGCCGGAAUUCUUACUGGUUGGUAGGUGAUCAAAUACUUAUGUCAUGCAAUAAAAUGCAAAUUAAUUACUUCAAAAUCAUACAAUGUGAUUUUCUGGAUUUUUGUUUUAGAUUCCGUCUCUCACAGUUGAAGUGUACCUAUGAUAAAAAUUACAGACCUCUACAUGCUUUGUAAGUAGGAAAACCUGCAAAAUCGGCAGUGUAUCAAAUACUUGUUCUCCCCACAGUAUAUAUAUAUACAGUGAGGGAAAAAAGUAUUUGAUCCCCUGAUGAUUUUGUACGUUUGCCCACUGACAAAGAAAUUAUCAGUCUAUAAUUUUAAUGGUAGGUUUAUUUGAACAGUGAGAGACAGAAUAACAACAAAAAACUCCAGAAAAACGCAUGUCAAAAAUGUUAUGAAUUGAUUUGCAUUUUAAUGAGGGAAAUAAGUAUUUGACCCCCUCUCAAUCAGAAAGAUUUCUGGCUCCCAGGUCAAUCUCCCUCGGCCUGGGGCUCCAUGCAAGAUCUCACCUCGUGGAGUUGCAAUGAUCAUGAGAACAGUGAGGAAUCAGCCCAGAACUACACGGGAGGAUCUUGUCAAUGAUCUCAAGGCAGCUGGGACCACAGUCACCAAGAAAACAAUUGGUAACACACUACGACGUGAAGGACUGAAAUCCUGCAGCGCCCGCAAGGUCCCCCUGCUCAAGAAAGCACAUAUACAGGCCCGUCUGAAGUUUGCCAAUGAACAUCUGAAUGAUUCAGAGGAGAACAGGGUGAAAGUGUUGUGGUCAGAUGAGACCAAAAUGGAGCACUUUGGCAUCAACUCAACUCGCUCUGUUUGGAGGAAGAGGAAUGCUGCCUAUGACCCCAAGAACACCAUCCCCAACGUCGAACAUGGAGGUGGAAACAUUAUGCUUUGGGGGUGUUUUUCUGCUAAGGGGACAGGACAACUUCACUGCAUCAAAGGGACGAUGGACGGGGCCAUGUACCGUCAAAUCUUGGGUGAGAACCUCAUUCCCUCAGCCAGGCCAUUGAAAAUGGGUCAUGGAUGGGUAUUCCAGCAUGACAAUGACCCAAAACACACGGCCAAGGCAACAAAGGAGUGGCUCAAGAAGAAGCACAUUAAGGUCCUGGAGUGGCCUAGCCAGUCUCCAGACCUUAAUCCCAUAGAAAAUCUGUAGCUGAAGGUUCGAGUUGCCAAACGUCAGCCUCGAAACCUUAAUGACUUGGAGAAGAUCUGCAAAGAGGAGUGGGACAAAAUCCCUCCUGAGAUGUGUGCAAACCUGGUGGCCAACUACAAGAAACGUCUGACCUCUGUGAUUGCCAACAAGGGUUUUGCCACCAAGUACUAAGUCAUAUUUUGCAGAGGGGGUCAAAUACUUAUUUCCCUCAUUAAAAUGCAAAUCAAUUUAUAACAUUUUUGACAUGCAUUUUUCUGGAUUUUUUUGUUGUUAUUCUGUCUCUCACUCUUCAAAUAAACCUACCAUUAAAAUGAUAGACUGAUCAUGUCUUUGUCAGUGGGCAAACGUACAAAAUCAGCAGGGGAUCAAAUACUUUUUUCCCUCACUGUAUAUACAUACAUAUACACAUGCAUACAUAUGAUGGCCUUCAUCAUUCUUAAAUGGAGGAAGUUUGGAGCCACCAAGACUCUUCCUAGAGCUGGCUGCACGGCCAAACUGAGCAAUCAGGGGAGAAGGGCCUUGGUCAGGGAGGUGACCAAGAACCUGAUGGUCACUCUGACAGAGCUCCAGAGUUCCUCUGUGGAGAUGGGAGAAUCUUCCAGAAGGACAACCAUCUCUGCAGCACUCCACCAAUCAGGUCUUUAUGGUAGAGAGGUCAGACGGAAGCCACUCCUCAGUAAAAGGCACAUGACAGCCUGCUUGGAAUUUGCCAAAAGGCACCUAAAGGACUCUCAGACAAUGAGAAACAAGAUUCUCUGGUCUGAUGAAACCAUAGAUUGAACUCUUUGGCCUGAAUGCCAAGCGUCAUGUCUGGAGGAAACCUGGCACCAUCCCUACAGUGAAGUAUUGUGGUGGCAGAAUCAUGCUGUGGGGAUGUUUUUCAGUGGCAGGGACUGGGAGACUAGUCAGGAUCGAGGCAAAGAUGAACGGAGCAAAGUACAGAGAGAUCCUUGAUCAAAACCUGCUCCAGAGCGCUCAGGACCUCAGACUGGGGUGAAGGUUCACCUUCCAACAGGACAACGACCCUAAGCACACAGCAAGACAACGCAGGAGUGGCUUCGGGACAAGUCUCUGAAUGUCCUUGAGUGGCCCAGCCAGAGCCCGGACUUGAACCUGAUUGAACAUCUCUGGAAAGACCUGAAAAUAGCUGUGCAGCAACGCUCCCCAUCCAACCUGACAGAGCUUGAGAGGAUCUGCAGAGAAGAAUGGGAGAAACUCCCCAAAUACAGGUGUGCCAAGCUUGUAGCGUCAUACCCAAGAAGACUGGAGGCUGUAAUCGCUGCCAAAGGUGCUUCAACAAAGUACUGAGUAAAGGGUCUGAAUACUUAUGUAAAUUUUCUGAAAUGUAUAAAAACCUAUUUUUGCUUUGUCAUUAUGGGGUAUUGUGUUUAGAUUGAUGAGGGAAAAAUAUAUAUUUAAUCACUUUUAGAAUAAGCCUGUAACUUAACAAAAUGUGGAAAAAGUAAAGGGGUCUGAAUACUUCCCGAAGGCGCUGUACAUCAUAAAGUGCAGAUUGCAUUUAGAUGAUUGUUCUUAUAACCUAUAACAUCUAAACAAAUAAUAACAGCAAAGUAGUGCAUGUAAAUGUCUGCCGGCUCAAAUCCCAGGUGGGGCCUUGUGUCUGUCUGUGCCUCAGAGCUGAGGGUUUAGCACAGAAGGGUUUAGCACAAAGGGGUUUAGCACAGAAGGGUUUAGCACAAAGGGGUUUAGCACAUAAGGGUUUAGCACAGAAGGGUUUAGCACAGAAGGGUUUAGCACAAAGGGGUUUAGCACAGAAGGGUUUAGCACAUAAGGGUUUAGCACAUAAGGGUUUUAGCACAGAAGGGUUUAGCACAGAAGGGUUUAGCACAAAGGGGUUUAGCACAUAAGGGUUUAGCACAAAGGGGUUUAGCACAAAGGGGUUUAGCACAGAAGGGUUUAGCACAAAGGGGUUUAGCACAUAAGGGUUUAGCACAAAGGGGUUUAGCACAGAAGGGUUUAGCACAAAGGGGUUUAGCACAGAAGGGUUUAGCACAAAGGGGUUUACACAAAGGGGUUUAGCACAGAAGGGUUUAGCACAGAAGGGGUUUAGCCUGAUGGAAUGUAUGUAUUCUUGAUAAGCUUUUGUAUCCAUGAUACAUGUCUGCUUAGCAAAGACAGUACUGAUGUCCCCUACCACCUCUGAUAUAGUAAUGGCUUUACUGAUUCAUGCUUACAUUAACAGAAUGUGAAGAAAUGCAGAAUGUACUUUAUAAAUCCGUAUUUUGCCCAGUUGUGAACCCCAAUACCCACCUCUCUCUGCUGCAGGGUGUCGGUUCCUGACCAGGUCUUCCUGCCCAUUGCUAACUGGCAGCCCAAAGAUAACCCUGUCGUAGGAGACGACAUCGGUCCACAGAUACUGCACAUCUAUGAGGUCAGCCAUGACACUGUGUCUGCGUCUGAAAUUGCACUCUAUUCCCUAUAUAGGCUGGUCAAAUGCCACCCUAUUCCCUAUAUAGGCUGGUCAAAUGGCACUCUAUUCCCUAUAUAGGCUGGUCAAAUGGCACUCUAUUCCCUAUAUAGGCUGGUCAAAUUGCACCCUAUUCCCUAUAUAGGCUGGGCAAAUUGCACCCUAUUCCCUAUAUAGGCUGGUCAAAUGGCACUCUAUUCCCUAUAUAGGCUGGUCAAAUGGCACUCUAUUCCCUAUAUAGGCUGGUCAAAUUGCACCCUAUUCCCUAUAUAGGCUGGUCAAAUUGCACCCUAUAACCUAUAUAGGCUGGUCAAAUUGCACCCUAUUCCCUAUAUAGGCUGGUCAAAUUGCACCCUAUUCGCUAUAUAGGCUGGUCAAAUUGCACCCUAUUCCCUAUAUAGGCUGGUCAAAUGGCACCCUAUUCCCUAUAUAGACUGGUCAAAUUGCACCCUAUUCCCUAUAUAGGCUGGUCAAAUUGCACCCUAUUCCCUAUAUAGGCUGGUCAAAUGGCACCCUAUUCGCUAUAUAGGCUGGUCAAAUUGCACUCUAUUCCCUAUAUAGACUGGUCAAAUUGCACCCUAUUCCCUAUAUAGACUGGUCAAAUUGCACUAUAUUGGGUUCCAUGUCAUGACGUUAGACCCACCAUGUAAUUCAUCUGUAGAUGAAUGUCAACUGACGAAUGUAAACUGACACAGCUGACCUUUUCACAUAAUACCAUUAAAUCGCCGUGAUAAAGUCAGCGAAGCCCUCUUUUAACCGGCUAAUCUGUCUUGUUUCCAGUUGCGUAACAGAGGCCCCAGCACCUUCAGCAAGGCCAUGCUGGACAUCGAGUGGCCCUACAGGUUCAACAACGGCUCUCUGCUCUACAUCACCAAGCUGGAGGUGGACGGGGACGGAGGAAUGAACUGCAGUACGGACAUGGAGAUCAACCCGCUCAAUGUCUCAGUACGUCGCCUUCUCUCACUUCCAUUUCAGCCAUAGACACUGGCUCUUUUUCAAACAGUCCGAACAGUCUGUCCUCUCCUUGCCUCCUCCCCCUUUAUUGCACUGAUCUGAAAGAAGUGACCAGGUGAACGUCACAGCCUGGUGACCAGGUGAACGUCACAGCCUGGUGACCAGGUGAACGUCACAGCCUGGUGACCAGGUGAACGUCAGCCUGGUGACCAGGUGAACGUCACAGCCUGGUGACCAGGUGAACGUCACAGCCUGGUGACCAGGUGAACGUCACAGCCUGGUGACCAGGUGAACGUCAGCCUGGUGAUAAGUUAUAAACUAAGCUGCCACUGCGUUGUUACACCAGUCAGUAUUUUCCAUCAGUUCAGAUGAAGGGGAGGAGACAAUGAGGGAACAGAUUGUUAAACAAUUGAGAUGGAGCCUACGUUGCUUUUGGUGACAAAUAAUAAUCUUAAGUUAUUGAAGGGAUUUCCUCUCUCUCUCUCUGUCUGUUCUAGAAUCCUCUGUCAGGAGAGACAAAUGGUACAGCUUCCACCGGUGGAGACGGUACAGAGGGGAGGAACAGGAACCAUGUUCACCGCAGAGAGCUGGAGAGGAAAGAGAUGGAGGGAGACCUGGAAACCCUGGUAAUGGCAUGAUUACCUGGCUAAUGAUGUACUGUCCAUAUACAGUUGAAGUCGGAAGUUUACAUACACCUUAGACAAAUACGUUUAAAUUCAGUUUUUCAAUAUUCCUGACAUUUAAUCCUAGUAAAAAUUCCCCGUCUUAGGUCAGUUAGGAUCACCACUUCAUUUUAAGAAUGUGAAAUGUCAGAAUAAUAGUAGAGAGAAUUAUUUAUUUAAGGUUUUAUUUCUUUCAUCACAUUCCCAGUGGGUCAGAAGUUUACAUACACUCAAUUAGUAUUUGGUAGCAUUGCCAUUAAAUUGUUUAACUUGGGUCAAACGUUUUCGGGUAGCCUUCCACAAGUUUCCCACAAUAAGUUGGAUGAUUUUUGGCCCAUUCCUCCUGACAGAGCUGGUGUAAUGGAGUCAGGUCUGUAGGCCUCCUUGCUCGCACACGCUUUUUCAGUUCCGCCCACACAUUUUCUAUAGGAUUGAGGUCAGGGCUUUGUGAUGGCCACUCCAAUACCUUGACUUUGUUGUCCUUAAGCCAUUUUGCCAAAACUUUGGAAGUAUGCUUGGGGUCAUUGUCCAUUUGGAACACCCAUUUGUGACCAAGCUUUAACUUCCUGACUGAUGUCUUGAGAUGUUGCUUCAAUAUAUCCACAUAAUUUUCCUUCCUCAUGAUGUCAUCUAUUUUGUGAAGUGCACCAGUCCCUCCUGCAGCAAAGCACCCCCACAACAUGAUGCUGCCACCCCCGUCCUUCACGGUUGGGAUGGUGUUCUUCGGCUUGCAAGAACCCCCUUUUUCCUCCAAACAUAACGAUGGUCAUUAUGGCCAAACAGUUCUAUUUUUGUUUCAUCAGACCAGAGGAUAUUUCUCCAAAAUGUACGAUCUUUGUCCCCAUGUGCAGUUGCAAACCUUUUUUAUGGCUGUUUUGGAGCAGUGGCUUCUUCCUUGCUGAGCGGCCUUUCAGGUUAUGUCAAUAUAGGACGCGUUUUACUGUGGAUAUAGAUACUUUUGUACCUGUUUCCUCCAGCAUCUUCACAAGGUCCUUUGCUGUUGUUCUGGGAUUGAUUUGCACUUUUCGCACCAAAGUACGUUCAUCUCUAGAAGACAGAACGCGUCUCCUUCCUGAGCGGUAUGACGGCUGCGUGGUCCCAUGGUGUUUAUACUUGCGUACUAUUGUUUGUACAGAUGAACGUGGUACCUUCAGGCAUUUGGAAAUUGCUCCCAAGGAUGAACCAGACUUUUUAGAUUUUCCCAUGAUGUCAAGCAAAGAGGCACUGAGUUUGAAGGUAGGCCUUGAAAUACAUCCACAGGUACAUCUGCAAUUGACUAAAAUGAUGUAAAUUAGCCUAUCAGAAUCUUCUAAAGUCAUGACAUCAUUUUCUGGAAUUUUCCAAGCUGUUUUCCAAGUCAACUUAGUAUAUGUAAACUUCUGACCCACCGGAAUUGUGAUACAGUGAAUUAUAAGUGAAAUAAUCUGUCUGUAAACAAUUGUUGGAAAAAUGACUUGUGUCAUGCACAAAGUAGAUGUCCUAACCGACUUGCCAAACUAUAGUUUGUUAACAAGAAAUUUGUGGAGUGGUUGAAAAACGAGUUUUAAUGACUCCAACCUAAGUGUAUGUAAACUUCCGACUUCAACUCUACCAGAGUUUAGGAUCAAUUCCAUUUAAAUUCAGUUGAUUCAGGAAGUAAACUGCAAGUCUGAAAUGUACUUCCUGAAUUGCUAACCCUGCUGGCUACAGUACCUGUAUGUAUUGUGUGUCACUCUGAAUGUGUGUCUCCUCACUCAGGACUGUUCGAAGGCCCAGUGCCUGAAGAUCCGGUGUCAGGUGGGCCGUGUGGAGAGAGGUCAGAGUACUAUCCUCUUCAUCCACUCCAGACUGGGGGUGGCCACCUUCCUCAAGGUGAGACUCCUGUCUGUUAUAGCCUAGAGCAGGGGGUACAUUUACAUUUUAGUCAUUUAGCAGACGCUCUUAUCCAGAGCGACUUACAGUUAGAUUAUAGAUUAUUUUUUAAAUUUUUUAUACCCCCCGUGGGAAUCGAACCCACAACCCUGGCGUUGCAAACGCCACGCUCUACCAACUGAGCUACAUCCCUGCCGGCCAUUCCCUCCCCUACCCUGGACGACGCUGGGCCAAUUGUGCGCCGCCCCAUGGGUCUCCCGGUCGCGGCCAGCUACGACAGAGCCUGGAUUCGAACCAGGAUCUCUAGAGAUGCAGUGCCUUAGACCACUUCGCCCCUCGGGAGGGGUACUCAACUCUUACAAUACGAGGUCCGGCGCCUGCUGGUUUUCUGUUCUACCUGAUAAUUAAUUGCACCCACCUGGUGUCCCAGGUCUAAAUCAGUCUCUGAUUAGAGGGAAACAAUGCAGUGGAACUGGCUUGGAGGUAUGGAGUUUAGUUUGAGGGCCCUAGAGGUUAAAUACUAGCCUGGCGGUCCCAGAUGUGUUUGUGUUGUAUCGUACGUCCACUCCACACUGGGGGUGGCCACCUUCCUCAAGGUGAGACAUUCCACCUAGGUGGAGCAUACAGCAGGGUUGUGUUCAUUAGGUACCAAACGGGACUGAAACAUUGGAGGUGUACUAUCUGUCUAAUGAGAAAUGCAGUUUCUGAUUUCCAUUUCAAGACAUGUUGCUACAGUGUGUCAUAAUGAGCAAGAGCCAGGGACACCUGGUUUGACGCAUACUGUAUGCUUGGUAUGCUCGUUAGACGCAUCACACUAUAUCUGGCACCACCAGGCUAGCUAUAUGAGCCAUAGCUGAAAUAGAUCUGGCACCACCAGACUAGCUAUAUGGUCCAUAACUUAAAUAUAUCUGGCACCACAGGCUAGCUAUAUGGUCCAUAACUUAAAUAUAUCUGGCACCACAGGCUAGCUAUAUGGGCCAUAACUUAAAUAAUCUGGCACCACAGGCUAGCUAUAUGGUCCAUAAUUUAAAUAUAUCUGGCACCACAGGCUAGCUAUAUGGGCCAUAACUUAAAGAAAAGCCUGGCUACCGUUUGAUGUAAUAAAAUAGAGCUGUGAUGGAUGUGUUUCUUUCAUUCAGACUGAGAGCCAGAACCGAUCGUUCACCGUGAGAUCCUCCGCUUCCUUCAGCGUCAUAGAGAUGCCUUAUAACAAGAACCUGGUGUCUGAGCUGCCCUCCAACGCCACUACGGUGAGUCACAUGAAGGCAUCACGGGGAUAAACCAGGUCUGCCUCUGAAAUGGAACCCUAGUCUCUAUAUAGUGCACUACUUUUGACCAGAGUCCACAGGGUCCUAAAUGGUUUGUUGUGGCUGGGUACUACCACAGCAAAUAGGUAGUUUCCAUUGUCUCUGUGUGUUGGAUGAAUAAAUAUGUGUUGUAUUGUAAACCCUGUGAUGUGUCCCCCAGAUAAGUAUGUCAGUGAUCUGGGUGAAAUCGGAGCCUGAACCUGUCCCUGGGUGGGUGGUGGCCCUGGCUGUGCUGGCUGGACUACUGCUGCUGGCUUUACUCAUCUUCAUCAUGUACAAGGUGAGCCAAACCUAUCCUCCCUAUCCUCCUAUCCUCCCCUAUCCUCCUAUCCCCUAUCCUCCCCUAUCCUCCUAUCCUCCUAUCCUCCCCUAUCCUCCUAUCCUCCCCUAUCCUCCUAUCCUCCCCUUGCCUCCUAUCCUCCCCUUGUCUCCUAUCCUCCCCUAUCAUCCUAUCCUCCCCUAUCCUCCUAUCCUCCCCUUGCCUCCUAUCCUCCCCUAUCCUCCUAACCCCCCCUUGCCUCCUAUCCUCCCCUAUCCUCCCCAUCCUCCCUUUGCCUCCGAUCCUCCUCCUUGCCCGCCUAUCCUUCCACUUGGUCCCUAUCCUCCCCUUGUCUCUAAUCCUCCUUUCUCCUAUCCUCCUCCCCUCCCUUUGCUCCUAUCCCCCUUGCUCCUCCCUGCCCCUAUCCUCCCCUUAUCUCCUAUCCUCCCCUUGCUCCUCCUCAUCCUCUCCCCUUUCUCUUAUCUCCCCUAUUCCUAUCCCCCCUUUCCUCCUAUUCCCCCUUCGUCCUAUCCACCCACCCCUUCCUCCUAUCCUCCCCUUCUCCUAUCCUCCCCUUGCCUCCUAUCCUCCCUCUGCCUCCUAUCCUCCCCUAUCUCUAUCCCCCCUUCUCCUCCCAACUCCCUUCCUCCUAUCCUCCCUUCUCCCUAUCCUCCCCUCUCCUCCCUAUUUCUCUAUCUCCUCCCCUAUCCUCCUAUCCUCCCCUUGCCUCCUAUAUCCUCCCUGCCCCUAUCCUCCCCUAUCUCUCCCUUUCUCCUAUCCCCCUUCUCCACCUCCCCUAUCCUCCCCUAUCAUCCUCCCCUUCUAUCCUCCCUAUCCUCCUAUCUCCCUGCCUCCUACCUCCCUAUCCUCCUAUCCUCCCCUUGCCUCCUAUCCUCCUCGUGCCUCCUAUCCUCCCCUAUCCUCCCCUUUUCUCCUAUCCUCCCCUUGCCUCCUAUCCUCCCCUAUCCUCCCCUUGUCUCCUAUCCUCCCCUUGCCUCCUAUCCUCCCCCUGCCUCCUUUCCUCCCCUAUCCUUCUAUCCUCCCCUUGCCUCCUAUCCUCCCCUAUCCUCCUAUCCUCCCCUAUCCUCUCCUUGUCUCCUAUCCUCCCCUAUCCUAUCCUCGCCUCCUAUCCUCCCCUUGCCUCCUAUCCUCCCCUUGUCUCCUAUCCUCUCUUGUUUCCAUAAAAGUAAAUCUAGGGGCCAGUGUUGAAAAUCAGCGUAAGCUAGAAACACUAUAGGGUGAAUCCAUUUGAUUUUAAUCACAUUUUGCAGCACACCUUUCGAUUAGAACGAAACCUUCCAUACGUAUUUGCCCAUUGUAGAAGUGCUCAGAAAGUGACUUUUUGGACCUGAAUGCCAAAACAUUCAUGAGAUAAAGGUGCUCAAAGUUAACCUAUUUUGCAUAACCCAAAGUACAAUGAGACAUCCAUGUUUUAAUCACUGGAAAAUAUAAAUGGUUGAGAUUGAUAUCAUUUAAAAGCUUACAAACAGGGUUUACAAACUAUUUUAUAAUUUCUUUAAAUGUUUUUUUUUAAUAGAAAUGGUCAUUUUCUAACCUUAAACGUCAAUUAUCAAAAAAUGUGUAAACUCAUAUUUUUUUCCAUAUUCGCAUGUGUUGUAGCUUAAAGCCUAUUUUACAUCAUCUCAGGUGUUUGUGUUGCGCCCGCCAUCGGGUGUUUGUGUUGCGCCCGCCAUCGGGUGUUUGUGUUGCGCCCGCCAUCGGGUGUUUGUGUUGCGCCCGCCAUCGGUUGAGACAACAUGCUCUUGAAAACAGAGAGGGUGUCAUGUUUUGGGAAUAACAUUUACAUUUCAACUUUCAAAUGGUACCACAAAGAUGGUUGGAGGUCCACACAUCAGAGAAUGUUGACUUGAAUGGGAUAUCUGUUAUUUUAAAUCACACAGUCAAUCCACCAUAGGAAAACUGUUGAAAUCAUAGAAAUAUGGAUAAUACAAUUGACUUAAUUCAAAUGGAUUUACCCUAUAGUGCAAUGCAUGGGACGAUUGUUUGUUCAAUGUGUCAAUGUUCGUACUUGUCCCUAUCCAAAUAAACUUUAAAUGUCCAAAUAUUAAACUGAUCUGACAGAUCUGAGCAGAUAAAAGCCAGCCUAAUGGUGAGCUUCCACCAUCUUGUUUUCACCUGUCAAGUUAAGUCCUGACAAGGAGUGGAUGGAUUUCUAAGCAGUUGAGAUAGCUCUGUGUACACUGCAUGUGCCUGCCCAGAUAACAGCGCUUUGAGAUUCUUUCUGUAAUGAAAAGCGCUAUAAAAGUUGAAUAGAUUAUUAGUAAUAUUAUAGGACGCAGGAUCCUAAUUGUCUGUGCCCCCUCCUCCCCUUCAAUAGCUGGGUUUCUUCAAGCGUGUACGCCCGCCCCAGGAGGACGCCACGGAGAAGGAACAGCUGGCACCGCAGGAGAACGGUGACAGGAACACUGACGCCUGAGACCUGCAGCACCCCCUAGAGGUCCCCAGGCUUCAAUACAACACCAGGGCCCGUAUCCACAGAGCAUCUCAAGAGUAGAAAUUUGGACAUAAGUGCUGAGAAUAGAGGCAUUUUACUCUGAUGGAUCAAAUUACCAAUCAUAUGAGUCCCACCUAGUCAGCAGAUAUUUAGGAGACCUAAACUCUUAACUGUCCUAACCAGUUAAGAGUUACCUGCAGGUGUCUUAGAAAAAGGUAGCUAGUCAGUGUUUCCUGCACCAUAGACGGGCAAUUGCUUUGGAGUUGGGAGCAAAGAAUGUUUUGAUAUUUCUAUGAUCAACCCAUAAAUAAUCUAGACCUACAUGUCUCUUGCACUUUUGACAAUGAUUUCACAAGAGGCCUCAUUCAAAUGAUACGCCUAAAUAAUUAUAACCACUAGGGCUAAUAAAUAAUCACAUUUUUCAUUUGAAUAUUUCAUCUAACCUACGUCAUGUUAUUUCAAGUUCAUUCCUUUGGAGCGCACUAUCAGAUUGUAAAUAAAAUAAAAAAAGAUCCCUACGGUGGGCAUGCCUAUAAGAUGGCAACUGACAGCAUCUAGGGGGCUAUGUGUUUGCCGAUUAAUGAUAAACCUUUCAAAUGUUUCAGGAAACAUUAUCGGCAAGUGACUUGAUGCCUACACUGUGCCAAAAGCAGUUUAGAAUUGUUGAAUGGAGUGACCUGUGUGUUGAUAUAACAGUAAUAUUCUAUUUGUUAUCAAAAUUCCGCUUUUAACAACCAUCACACUGUAUGAUUGCAAUAUGCACACAUGCAUCACAUUAUCAAAAAUAUUAGAAUUUGUUCAAAAAGGGUUAUGCGUGCCAACAUUAUUAGCCAAUAAUUAAAGAGUAAGUAAAGUGAUCGUCAGGCGAAAAUGAUAUCAAACGUUUUACCCUUGCAACGUUAAAUGUAGAGUUACAUUCACCGUGGUCGUCUGAAGCGUGCUGUAGAGUUCACAUCUGGCGAUGCCUCAUCGCGAUUGGUUAUUCCCCAUCGUUUGCAACAACGUCAAUGUCAUCAUCAGCUUUCCUUUGCAGUACCUCAAACUGUCGUGAUUUACCAGCUGAGAUAACUUUUAUGAGUUGAUUUUACUCGUGGCUCAGAGUUUGUCUGGACAGAGUCUUAACAUCCUAAAACCUACUCUGAGCUAGGAGUUAUUUUUUUUGUCUUACACCAGGUUUUAACAGGAUUCUUAGGACCUUUUUCUGAGAUGCUUUAUGGAUAGGGCCCCUGGUCCUGUAUGUAUUCACACAGCAUCUCAGAAUAAGAGCGGUGAUAUAGGAUCAGCUGUAGUUCUCCUGGGCACCUGGCUGUAUAUAGCUGCAUCUGGACAACACUGCUGUACGAUACGAUAUGGAUGGGAGGAGCAAAAAAAA
Molecule: messenger RNA, 39651 nt
Organism: Coregonus sp. 'balchen'
Lineage: Eukaryota; Metazoa; Chordata; Actinopteri; Salmoniformes; Salmonidae
Source: the annotation of a GenBank genome assembly